Molecule: messenger RNA, 1622 nt
Organism: Marasmius oreades (fairy-ring Marasmius)
Lineage: Eukaryota; Fungi; Basidiomycota; Agaricomycetes; Agaricales; Marasmiaceae
Exons: 9
Coding region: 231-1433 (400 amino acids)
Cellular component (GO): intracellular membrane-bounded organelle; membrane; cytosol
Molecular function (GO): sterol binding
Source: RefSeq, a predicted model, not a curated record
UAUUACUACUGUCAUCAUCAGCACUCAGCAAGCCUCGUUGAAACCGCCUUUUCUUACUAAAUCAUGAUGGGCCUUUUCAACUCAGCCGGUUCCCACCUGAAGAGUGUUACAGGCUCAAAGUUUGACGACAAACCACCCUCCGAUACAGAACCAGACGAUACAUCCAUCUUGUCCGUCUUUUUCACCUGUUCUUCAUAUCAAUCCUCUCUCCCUUUCUCUCUUAAUCGCUGAUGAGACUUGAGAAUGUUGACUCGGAUUCUUUACUCAGAGAUGAGAACGAAGGCUCAAUUGUCGUCUCCUUACUUUCACAGUUGAGAGUAGGAAUGGAUCUCUCGAGAGUUACAUUUCCAACAUUCGUUUUGGAACCGAGAAGCAUGUUAGAGAGGAUUACGGACUUCAUGUCCCAUCCCGAUCUUAUCUUUGGUGCCGAGGAAUUUGAAAACCCUGAAGAACGAUUCAUACGAGUCCUACAAUACUACCUAGCCGGUUGGCAUAUAAAGCCAAAGGGUGUAAAGAAACCAUACAAUCCCACCCUCGGAGAAUUCUUCCGCUGUCGGUAUGACUACAAGAAUGGAACACAAGGUUUCUACAUUGCCGAACAAGUCUCCCACCACCCCCCGAUAUCCGCAUUCUUCUACAUCUCUCCCGCAAAUCGUGUUUGUAUCCUUGGAGAACUUCGACCUAAAUCCAAGUUUUUGGGUAACAGUGUGUCGACGACGAUGGAGGGAGAGAACCGAGUCACUUUGUUGGGGAAACCAGAGGACGGUGAAUACGUGAUUACAAUGCCAAGCAUGUACGCAAGAGGUAUUCUCUUCGGAAAGAUGGUUGUAGAAUUGGGCGAUACUUGUAUCGCGAAAAACGAGAAACAUGGGUUGUACUGUGAUAUAGAGUUCAAGACCAAGGGAUUUUUCUCUGGCACGUAUAACGCCAUCUCAGGACGCGUCAGACGUAGGCAGACAGAGGUUGGUGAAGUAUCGGGACGGUGGAGUCAUAUUAUGGAUUAUCGGAAUGUGAAGACGGGAGAAAAGCGAGUCCUCUUUGACUGCGUCAAAGACGGUCAGAACGUCAGCCCAAAAUGGGUACAACCAGAAGCGGAACAAGAACCUAACGAGUCUCGGAGGCUAUGGCAGAAACUCACCCAAGCCAUCAUCGCUAAAGAUAUGGAAGCUGCGACCGACGCUAAAUCCGCAAUAGAAGAUGCCCAACGUGAACAGAGACGGAUGAUGGAAGAAAGGGGGGAGAAACAUAUUCCAAGGUUUUUCCAGUGGAGAGAUGGGAGGUGGCAGCCCAAGUUGAAGAUUCCAACAGAUCCUUCUGAAGCGACUCGAAUAGUACAAGAAUGGAUAUGGUCAUCUCCUCCUCCUUCCUCUUCUACCUCCGCCUCCCAGCCAACGAGUAUAUCGAAACCUGGGUCUCCGGCUUCGGCAGGUUAGAGGUAACGCAUUCAAGUUGGAUUGAUUGUAUUGUUAUGCUAUGGGUGUUGUAUUUGUGAUAGUGGUUGUUGUUUAAUACUACAUGCUACACCACUCUCAGUCCGGUGGAACGUACUGUGAUUCACGUCGCGCCAUCGAGAACAUGGUCUUUCCUGUAUGCUAAGUAUAAUAUCCAAAUAAUAUCAGCCG